Zootermopsis nevadensis is the source of this 300-nucleotide messenger RNA. NCBI's taxonomy places the organism in Eukaryota, Metazoa, Arthropoda, Insecta, Blattodea, Termopsidae. The record is from RefSeq and is a predicted model, not a curated record.
UGUAAUGGGUAACCCGCUGGGAUUCAAACUGGGUACCUCUCAAAUGCAAGUAUAUGUUUCCGCUACACCACGUAGUACAGACACACGAUUAAUGUUGACUGUUGUUCUCAACGUGUCUAGGGGAACAGUAUUUACGGAGCUUCAUAAGCUGUACGUAGCCCAUGCCUGCAAGGAGUAUUUGGAGAACUGGCCUCAACUUGUCAAAUAUUGUGGAUACAGGGAGGAUAACAUUCCACAGCUUCAAGAUGUUAAUUUGUUCUUGAAACGUAAGUAAGUUACAGUUGCAUACCAAUUAUAAAA